Molecule: messenger RNA, 6274 nt
Organism: Peromyscus maniculatus bairdii (prairie deer mouse)
Lineage: Eukaryota; Metazoa; Chordata; Mammalia; Rodentia; Cricetidae
Gene: Atxn7l1
Product: ataxin 7 like 1
Source: RefSeq, a predicted model, not a curated record
AUGCAGCGUGCAAAACUUUGGGUCCUCCAGCGGCGACUGCCGGAAAGGCCGCCUUUACUUCUGCCCGGGGUCGCUCCAGUUGCGGGGUUGCUGGCUGGACAAGGCGGCGGUGCGCAGCAUCCUGGCUCGAGGCGACCCUGCCCGGCGGAACGCGCGCGGCUCUCGGCCUCUGCACCGCUCUGCGCUCCGCCAGCCCGACUGCGCGCUCUCCCGGGCCCCGCGCACUCCGCGCCUCUCUGGCGCCCCCAGCGGCCGCGCGCAGCGCAGCAGGGCCGGGCAGGGCCGAGCGCGCCCCGCCUCCUGCCUCCUCCGCCGCCCUCCUCCCCCGCGCAGAGCACUCAAUGUCGGAACGUUCCGAAGAUGACGUCGGAGCGUUCUCGAAUCCCGUGUCUCUCGGCUGCUGCUGCCGAAGGAACAGGGAAAAAGCAACAAGAAGGAACAGCAAUGGCGACACUGCACCGCAAAGUGCCCAGUCCGGAGGCGUUUCUGGGCAAACCCUGGUCCUCCUGGAUCGACGCCGCCAAAUUACACUGCUCCGACAAUGUAGAUUUAGAAGAGGCUGGAAAAGAGGGUGGCAAAAGCAGGGAGGUUAUGAGGCUUAAUAAAGAAGAUAUGCACUUGUUUGGCCAUUAUCCAGCGCACGAUGACUUCUAUCUGGUCGUGUGUAGUGCCUGCAACCAGGUCGUCAAGCCACAGGUCUUCCAGUCACACUGCGAGAGAAGACACAGUUCAAUGUGCAGGCCUCCUCCCUCUCCAGCAUCCCCAGCCUCCAGUUCCCGGACAUCACUAGCACAGGCAAAGACGAAAGCCUGUUUCCGCGGCCAUAACGCUGUCAGCAGCACCCCAAAGCCAUUUAAAACGCCCAAAGACAAUCUACUUACCUCCAGCAGCAAACAGCACACAGUCUUCUCUGCAAAGGGGCCAAGGGAUAAACCAUGCGUUCCAGUUCCUGUAGUCAGUUUAGAGAAAAUUCCUAACCUAGUGAAGGCAGAUGGUGCCAAUGUCAAAAUGAACUCCACAACCACUACCGCAGCCACUUGCUCCUCCGCUGCCGUCUCCACCCCACCUCUAAUUAAGCCCACCUUGAUGUCCAAGUCAGUACCACCCUCACCAGAGAAGAUCUUAAAUGGCAAGGGGACUCUGUCAGCCACCACAGACAAGAAGCACCAAAACGGCACCAAAAACAGCAACAAGCCUUACCGGAGACUCUCAGAGAGAGAAUUUGACCCAAAUAAACACUGUGGAGUAUUGGAUCCCGAGACAAAGAAACCUUGCACAAGAUCCCUCACCUGCAAGACACACUCGCUGAGCCAUCGCAGAGCGGUCCCGGGCCGGAAAAAGCAAUUUGACCUCCUCUUGGCGGAACACAAAGCCAAGUCGCGGGAGAAAGAAGUGAAAGAGCACCUCCUGACUUCCGCUAGGGAAAUACUUCCAAACCCGCCCGGACCGGUGCCUGAUGCUCUGCCAGGAUCUUCUGGGAGCACGGGAGCAGAGCCGAAAGUACCAUCCCCUCCAAAAUCCAGGCCGCUCAACUCUGUACUUCCCAGACCGUCAUCUGCCAACAGCAUAAGCAGCAGUACAUCUUCAAAUCACAGCGGCUACACUCCGGAGCCCCCUCUGCCCCCAGCUGCAGGUGACCUUGCCAGCCGACUGUCCAGUGAUGAAGGGGAGAUGGACGGAGCCGACGAAGCCGAGAAGUUAGACUGUCAGUUCUCCACACACCACCCCAGACCUCUUGCGUUCUGCUCAUUUGGGAGCCGCCUCAUGGGACGAGGGUACUACGUAUUUGAUAGAAGAUGGGAUCGUUUUCGGCUCGCACUGAACUCCAUGGUAGAGAAACACUUGAAUUCACAGAUGUGGAAGAAGAUCCCUCCUGCGGCAGAUAGCCCCAUGCCCUCGCCAGCCGCCCACAUCACCACCCCUGUUCCAGCAUCCGUUUUGCAGCCUUUCAGCAACCCCAGUGCUGUGUACCUUCCUUCAGCUCCCAUCAGCUCGAGACUCACCUCUUCUUACAUAAUGACAUCAGCCAUGCUCUCAGACGCAGCUUUCGUGGCAUCGCCGGACCCACGUGUCCUCAUGUCCCACACCACAGCUUUCCCCCAUGUGGCUGCAACCCUCAGCAUCAUGGACUCAACCUUCAAGGCCCCAUCCGCUGUGUCCCCGGUACCAGCUGCCAUUCCUUCCCCAUCCCACAAGCCAUCCAAAACCAAAACCAGCAAAUCCUCAAAAGUCAAAGACCUAUCAGCUCGUAGCGACGAAUCUCCAAGUAACAAAAAGAGGAAGCCACAGUCUUCGACUCCCUCCUCCUUGUCCUUGCAGGCUUCCUUCUCGUCUCCGUUGUCAGGGCCCCACAAAAAGAACUGUGUUCUGAAUGCCAGUUCCUCCUUGAACUCCUAUCAGGCAGCCCCUCCCUAUAACAGCCUGUCUGUGCACAACUCAAAUAACGGGGUGAGCCCUCUCAGUGCCAAGCUGGAGCCCUCAGGACGGACCUCGCUGCCCAGCAGCCCCAUGGACAUAGUGAGACAGGUGGGCGCUGUGGGUGGCAGCAGUGGCCCCUGUCCCCUCUCCGUGCCCUCCCUUGCACUCCACGCAGGGGACCUCUCUCUGGCCUCACACAAUGCUGUGUCUUCUCUGCCCCUCUCUUUUGACAAAUCAGAAGGAAAAAAGCGUAAGAAUUCAAGUCCUAGUAGCAAAGCCUGUAAGAUCACUAAAAUGCCUGGUAUGAAUAGUGUUCACAAAAAGAACCCACCCAGCCUUCUUGCACCGGUGCCCGAUCCCGUUAACAGCACCUCCUCUCGGCAGGUUGGAAAAAAUAGCAGCCUAGCUUUGUCACAAUCCAGUCCUUCAAGCAUAUCCAGCCCAGGACACAACCGACAGAAGAACACAAGCAGAAUGGGCAGGAUAAGGACUCUUCCCUAACAAGAUGGUGAAGCCACUUCCAACCAGUCCUGGCUGACAUCCUCCCCAGGAGACUAAGUUGGGAGAUGGGAGGGCGCUGGCCUGUGGGGGAGUGUUUCCUGGUCGCUGAUUGUGGCUAUGGCCUUUCUUUUUUUACAUGGAUUUUUAGUUUUAAAAAAAAAUGAGGCAAAAGAACCUAAAUUUGAGAUUUACAGAAAACAGUGUUUUCUCUCUGUUUUUUCAUUUGUCACGUCUUAUACAUUCUUCCACAUUUGGGGUUACUCCCCUUCCUCCUGAUGCUGCUAGUGCACCGUCAUUUUGCUCCUGCCCUGAGAACAGAGGCUGCAGACUGUCGGUUCCGGUUCCGGGUUCCGGUUCCAGGUUGGCACCCACAAGCUCUUGAACUUUAGCGCUUUCAGAGUUCAUUCUCUCCCAAGUCCUUUCCCACCCCGCCCUCCCUUUCAACUGUGCUCCAGUGGCCGUCAGAAGCUCCUGGCUCCCACUGCAGCCCUGGACCACUUGCUGGGAGGAGCCUGGGCUUGGAGUUGCUUCGAGGGGCUGAGGGUGGACCUUCAACUGUUUCUUGCGCCUCUCCUUGUCCAGAGCCAAAUGCCAGCCACGAAAGUGAGGACAGUGACCCUUUAAUGAUGUGGUUUGCUCAAUGCCCAGGCCCAGCUGUGCAGAAAAGACGCACCAGGUCAGAAGGGACCUGAGAGGAAGGGAAUAUGGUGGGAACCCGAUGACUGUGAUGGUCAGAGCUUGUUUGGAAUAUGCUAUGAAGAGUCCUUCCCAGGGCUCAGUGCAGUUUCCUAAAGCUGGGUCAGCCAGAGACAGAAAGCCCACAGGACCUAGGAAAGCCACUUCAUGAGGUGGCACAGUGACCAUAGCUCCUGAAAGUUCCCCAGAUGUCAGGAAGGUUUGGGGGCCAGGAAGGGUCCUCCAGAGAAAAGUCUGCAUGGAGUUUUUUGUGCCAAACCCCUUGUGGGAAUAGGAAAUAUCACUGGUUGCACACCCACACCUUAGAUAAGCUUGCACUCCACCAUCAGGUGCCCCAACUCAGAGAGUCCAGAGCUGGCAAGGACACGCGUAGAGAAGAGGCGUGGGCGGGAGGCACCAGAGCAUCGCAGCUAUUAAGCUGUCCACAUUGGAGUUUUGAAAGAAACAGCAGGACCAUUAAACUCUGAUGGGGAAUCAGAAAGAGAAUUCACAACACGGAACAGGUGUUCCACUUUGAUCUGCCAGACGUCCUGCGCCAUCCUGAAAUCAGAAGUGAAUGCUAGUUCUGCAGCUGGGCACACCCCCUCUCCCUCCCCAAAGAUUUCCUUCCCCUUCCUUUUCUCCCAACCCAAAGAUCAGACUACUGUCAAAUUUCACCACGGAAUUGGAAUCUGCAGAGAUGGGAGGCAAAAGGAGUGAUUUCUGUCAAUGGAAUUGCACUGACAGUGUUUCUUACAGGAUUCUUAAAUUUUUAAAUAUAAAAUGAAGAUUUUUUUUUAAAGUCAGGAGUUGAUAUUAAGCACCAGGACAUUGGUUGAAUUAUUUCAUUUUUUUUCCCCCAGUGUUAAAAGUGCACUUAUAUCCUGGUUAAUUUACGUCUUGGGGGGGAGGGGGACUGCAAAUUUAAGGGGUGAUUGUUACUUUUUUGUUUUGGGGGUUUGUUUUUUUUUUUUAAGGUUAAGGCAGAUUUUAAGACUUAUAAAUGUUUAAGAAAUUAUAAACAAGGUUAGAUCCUUUGAAAAACAAAGUUUAGAAGAUAUUCUUAAAGUAAAUUUUUAUAGUGUUAAUUUUGUAAUAAUUUAUGUUUUACUAUAUUACAGAGCUAACUGACCAGAAUAGUUUCAGAAACAAUAUGAAACUUAGGAAAGUUUAAGCAAUGUUUAUAUUUUUAAAAUGUUCUUUGAAUUAUGUUUUUAUUGUACAUUUCUUCAGACUCAAAAGUGUGUACAUAUCUUUGUUAUUUUUGCACAAUUUUUGUCUUGUUUGGUUUUAGAUGUCUGUUGGUUUUUAUAUAUAUAUAUAAAUACAUAAUUUAUUUUGAGUUGUAAAACUUGCAGGAUUAAAAACAAAACAAGUCUCAGCAACAAAAUAAGCCUCUGGCCCAUAAACUCUUCUGUUCAAAGAGGGAAAACAAAGGUUGAGGGGUGAAUGUUUGCUUCUGAGAAACAGCGGCUUCACAGAGACUAGGGAGCAAGCAGGCUUCAGGUCGUCCACGCUGUGUCCUGCAUCCGAAGCUGGAAUAAAGAGGCUCUCCACCCAAUGCUGCUUACUCUCUUGAGAGACCGCUUUGACCAAAAGGUGAGGACAAUUCCAGAAAACUGAGCAAAAAGGGAAAACCCACGGUAUUUCUUCCUUCACAGUCACCCCCGGGUUUACUUUCUGAUGUAUUAAACGCUUGUAGUUAGGAAAAAAGAAAAUGGAAUGCAAAGAAAAGAUUUCCUUUGUGUUUGUUCUCAUGGAAUUCAACUGGACCAACCCCUAAAGCAUCAGGAGAGUAGUAUCUUCGGGUCUUUCUGUUCCCCACACCCCAAUCAGCCUUCUGUUGGCCCCUUGGCUGCUCACACCCCUGUCUGCCUGAGGAGCUCCUGACUCGUCUCCACCUCAGAAGCUCUGGAUGUUAAGCGUAACACAAUGCAUAGACCUGUCAGCCAUAUAAAAUUUAAAAAUCAAAAAAUCGAGUUGGAUAACUUGUAUGCCUUCUUUUGUAUCAAUGUACCAACUGUAAAUAACGCUGAUCAACCUUUGUAGAAAAUAGUUUAUACAGCGUAUUCUAUUAUUGCUGAUUCUCAGUGAACUCUUGUUUAAAAAAAGGAAAAAAUGAAAUUUUCUAUUUACACCUUAUAUUUUGUUAUGCUGUCAGCCCAUGGCACUUUAACAAAACUCUGUGGGUUUUAUGUAGCUGGUCAGUCAUGGGGUAAAUUAAAUAACUAUUGUUGCACAGACAAGAAUUUGCACCUGUUCAUUUGUCCUUUCCUACUAACCAAUUUUAGAAGCUUUUCCAGAAGAAUUUUGAAGAGAGCAUGUCCAAUCAUACUCGACAAAGGCCACACUCGUGGAGUGGGUUUCUUUUCUAGGAUCCAUAUUUUGUAACACUAAGUGUUCCCUCCUUUGUCCCGCACCUCUAUGAAUUAGCACUAUCAGAUAGAAUCCAUUCCAUGCCUGUGAUGUUGUAAGCAACUAAAUGUCUGAAGUAGGUGUAAAUAGUAAACUCUAUGGCUUACAGUUUUUAAAAGAAAGAACAAAAAUGUAUCUGUUGAUACUGCCGUGGUUCAGCACCAGGUCUGGAAGUAUUCUCCACUGAACGAUUGUAUUUUUUUUUUUUUUUUGCUUUUUUUUUUUUUUGUAACAUGGCUUUGUAAAUAAAAUAAUUUAUAUGUUU